UGUUGCGGAUAUGCUGUUUUUAAUGCUUGUGUUGGGUGUUUUGUCUCAUUUUGCUCACAGCCUUGUCCAUCAACAUUUAACAGGUUUCCAUCCUGCAAUGCUUUGACUCUGCAGAGAUGAAUGAUGUUGCCAGCCCACCUGCUCCUCCCUCAUCACCUUAUUCUCUUAUGAUAAACACUCUAAAAAGGUCACUGCCUUUUAAGAUAAUUGAUGCCUGCCCACACACUCACACACAAUGGAGGUUCCCCGGUUAUAAUUUUCCUAUUAUAUGUGCUGACUUGCUUUCUGUCUCCUGUUGACAGGUCUACAUGGCCUGUAAGCACGUACGCCACCUCUUCCAUUCAGCUUCCCUCUCCACACCUGUGAGUCUAAGGGGAGCAGAUUGACAGAUCAGACAUCAAACAGGUUUUCUCAAACUACACAUCUCAAUGUGUAAGGGGAUCUCCUCCUUGCCCUCCUCAUGCCUGGAGAAGGCAAAAGAGAUGCGGGUGAUGUUAAGCCAUCUGGCUGAAACGCACCACAAGCACAAAGUUCUGGAUGGAAAAGCUCUUCAGGACUUGGAAACUCUGCUAAACAACAAAAGCGGUCUGCAGGCGUUUCGUGGGUUCCUGCUUUCAGAGUUCAGUGAAGAGAACCUCGAGUUCUGGCUGGCCUGCGAGGACUACAGGCUGUCUCCUUCAAACCUGCAGAAGACCAAGUCCAGCAGCAUCUACGACCAGUUUAUUAACCCUGACGCUCCACAGGAGGUAAACUUAGACGCUGAGACCCGGGAAGCUCUGUUGAGUGUGACCGACUCACCGUGUGCCGACACAUUCAACAAGGCUCAACAGAGAAUCUACAAUCUGAUGGCAAAAGACUCCUUCCCGAGGUUCCUGCGCUCCCCUUAUUGCAUGGAGGCCAUUAAAGCUUUUUAAGCUGAUGAAUCUGUGCUGCUUAAUAUAUUGAUUCUAUUUUACUACUUAUAUUAACAAUAAGUUUGUCUUGUGAUCAUUUUUCACAUGGUAGUGCUGUCCUUGUGCACUGUAUGCAUAAUGUUAUCCUUAUGACACAGAGUUGUAGACAUAGUUAAAAAGUCUCACAUAAAAAAAAUCAUGAAACUUACAUAAAGAUGCAGCUACAUUGCACCUCUGGACUGCUGAGCUACAAGUGAAGUCCACAAAGGAAUUCAAAUAAAUAUCUCAUAAAAGACAACCCAUUGUGUGGCAUUUAAUGAACAUUAUUUUUUUUUUUAACAUACAUAUUGUUUAAGCUCUAUUUUUUCAUUUAGAAGCUUGCCAAAAUGGUUCUGGUACAGGCUGCUUGAGAGUGUAGUGUUGAUUAUUAAAAACAAACAGUGUUCAGCCUUAUCACUGGCUAGUUUAGAUGGUGUUUAUUCAAGACAACCUGGGGCAUUUUGUUUUACCAAAGUGGCUUCACUGUGACUUUUUAUUCCAAAGCAACAUAGUUGUGUAGUCCUGGUCACACUGCUCUGGUUAUGUUCAGAUAUUUAAAUUUAAAAAUUCAAAGACCUGAACAUAACCAAUAACCACAGACUGUACAUUAAAGGGCAUUGCCAAUAAUUCCACACAUUAAUGUUUUACAAAAAUAAUUGUACUAAGCAGUUUGUGGCUCCAGUGGGAUCUGUGCAAAAUCUGAUAAAUUGCUCAAAUUAUGUGACUUAAGUCAGUACUGGUUGGGGCUAAAGACUACAAGUUUUAAAAGAAAA
Etheostoma spectabile (orangethroat darter) is the source of this 1705-nucleotide messenger RNA. RefSeq names its product regulator of G-protein signaling 5. The coding region runs from base 429 to 914 and encodes 161 amino acids. The record is from RefSeq and is a predicted model, not a curated record. The transcript has 6 exons. Lineage: Eukaryota; Metazoa; Chordata; Actinopteri; Perciformes; Percidae.